CGUGGGGGUGUUCGCCUGAUGUCAUUUGGCAGAAAGGGAGGCUGAGCUAACGGUGGCACAACAAUAAACGUUACCGCUUUAAACCGUCCACACCGGGACUCGAACCGUCUCUUUUUGGGGAUUUAAACACGCAGCCGUGUGAAGGAGAAGGAGACGAAGGAGAAGAGGAGGAGGUGAAGCUAGUGGACUGGAAGCACCAGAUGGUUUUCCAGCGGAGAACAGGCUCGAAUAAGCAAGAAGAGGGUGAUGGGUUCUGGUUUUCCUGACGGCUAAACUAAGAAACACGGAGACCUGCGGACUGAGCGGGGACUUGCUCUCCUUUUCUCUCCUGUUUGUGUGACAUUGUGUGUGAAAUGUUCGCUCCGUCUCGGCCGUCGAGCCUCUGGGCCGCAGCUCGGCACACCGAGCCCCAAUCUGGGCAGUAAGCUAAGCUAAGCCGCCUGCUGGCCGCCGCAGCUGUACCCGAUGCUGCUGCUGCUGCGGCUGCUGCUGCUGCUAAACACGUCCGAAAGACGACACGGUCAGCGGUUCGAGCCCCCCCCUACCCCACACCCCCACACCCCGGGCGCUCCGUGAGCUAUUGUUUUACCCGACUGGACUACAAAAAGGGCAUUUGAGAUGUGAUGCAUUUGUCGUUUUUGAGCCUUUUGUAGCGGCAGGCUCAACGCAAAAGGAGCUAACUUUGCUGCAAAAUGCACAGCAGAACCACAACCACAGCAGCAGCAGGAGCAGCAGCAGCAGCAGCAGGGUCCUGUUGAAGGGGGCGAGGUUAGACUGAUAACAGCCCACCCUGUGUCUCCAAACUCGGGGUCAUAUUUUGGACAACGACCACCUCUACCACCAUCACACUUUCCCACGACACAAGCGGUCCAGGCGCGGAGAGAGCUAUUGUUUUACCCGACUGGACUACAAAAAAGGGGCAUUUGAGAUGUGAUGCAUUUGUCGGUAUUGAGCCUUUUGUAGCAGCAGGCUCAACGCAAAAGGAGCUAACUUUGCUGCAAAAUGCACAGCAGAACCACAACAGCAGGAUCCUGUUGAAAGGGGGCGAGGUUAGACUGAUAACAGCCCACCCUGUGUCUCCAAACUCGGGGUCAUUUUUUGACAAAGACCACCUCCUCCACACUUUCCCACGACAUUCACCGGCGAUAUGGAUAAACUAACCAUCAUUUCAGGGUGCCUCUUUCUGGCUGCGGAUAUCUUUGCAAUAGCCAGCAUUGCAAACCCAGACUGGAUCAACACUGGCGAAUCAGCAGGUGCCCUCACAGUCGGUCUAGUUCGACAAUGUCAGACGAUCCACGGACGAGACCGGACCUGUAUCCCCCCUCGGCUGCCUCCAGAGUGGGUCACCACGCUCUUCUUCAUCAUCAUGGGCAUCAUCUCCCUCACAGUCACCUGUGGACUGCUGGUGGCGUCACACUGGCGCCGGGAAGCCACCAAAUACGCUCGAUGGAUCGCCUUCACCGGCAUGAUCCUGUUCUGCAUGGCGGCGCUCAUCUUCCCCAUAGGCUUCUACAUCAACGAGGUGGGGGGCCAGCCGUACAAGCUGCCCAACAACACGGUGGUGGGCUCCUCCUACGUGCUCUUCGUCCUCUCCAUCUUCUUCACCAUAGUGGGACUUCUGUUUGCAGGCAAAGUCUGCCUCCCGGGCUGAGGCCUGGACCCGCCCGCCUCCGGACCGACACGAGAGGCUCUGAAUAUUUUACGGGAUUUACAACAAAAACACACGACAAACGACUGAAAAAUCUAAAAAAACAGCAAACUGUGGGCCCCCCGGCCCCGGGAAGCCUGAACACAGGGGAGGAAGUCUUUGAGUUUGUGUCAAAGGAGCGCGGCACUACGGAGAACCUAACGACUAAAACAUGAAAAAGAAGCAAAACACUAAAAAGAAGAACGGCGAGAACGGAGAACGGAGGAGGGAGGGGCUGUCGCAGCACCCUGCCACUGUUGAUUUAAAACAUGGCCGUCUCUGUUGUUGUUCUGUUGGAAAAGGGUGCUUAAUGUGCUGCUGUCAUGGCAACCGCAGCCACAAUGCUGGCGCACAUUUCUUCAGGACCACUGCAGCCACUUGACCCCCGGCCCCCCGCCCGCCCGCCCGCUGCACCGCCCGCCGCCGCCGCACACAUCUGCGCCGUCACGACUGCUCCUGUUGCUAUUUUGGGCUUCUAUUAGCUAUUUUCAGUUGUGUGUUUUUCUGUUGUUGUACAUUAUUUUGUGUUCUUUUCCCCCCUUCUGCCCCCACAAACAGCCGCCUUUCCACUGAAGUAGCUCGAGUGUAAUGGGGGUUCACUGAACUGAGGGGAAAUGGGGGGGGCGGGGCUUAUUCUCGCCUGUCACUCAACGAGGCCCCAGGUGUGUGUGUGUGUGUGUGCGUGUGCGUGCGUGUGUGUGUGUGUGUGUGUGUGGCAGCUGUGGGAGCAGCUGUCUGGGCGGCUCACAGGCUGCACACAAGGUGCAAGUGUGCCUCCUUUUACUCCCCAACCAGCUGCAGGAGCAGGUAGCAACAAGGAGGAGGAGGGGGGGGGCACCUCCUCCCUCCCUCCCUGGGCAGCAGAGCAGGAGGUGGAGCACCGUAAAGGAGAAUGCCACUCAAUGUAAGAGCUCACAUUAUGUUAUUUAUAGGGACAGCAACAAUAUUUAGAGAGCUAUUCUGCACACACUGUAAACAAGGUGUGUGUGAAAACCAGAUCAAACAGUAAAUCUGAGGGAAAUGAUCUUGCUGCAUGGACAGAUAAUUUACCUUGCCAAGAUUUAUUAAAUUAAGAUUAUUAAAUCUAGAAAUAAGCAUGUUGAACACUUAAAAUAAGAAAUGAACUCUUAAAAGAAGAAUAAAACCACAUAAAACUAGAAUAAAACCAAAAUAAAACCAUUUAAAACCAAGAGAUUUCUUAAAUUAAGAUUAUUAAAUCUAGAAAUAAGCAUGUUGAACACUUAAAAUAAGUAAUUAACUCUUAAAACCAGAUAAAUUAAAGCUGCCAGCAGUGAUGAACUGGCCCGAGCAGAGUGACCUGAUGAUUAUUUGGUUCUUACCAAGAUAAAAAAAACUUUUUGUGUCUUUUUUUUGUGUUUUAAAAAAAUAUAUAUUUUUAUGUCUUUUUUGUGAUUUUACGUCUUUUGCUUAUUUUUGGUCAUUGUAUGUCUUUUUGUGUCUUUUUUGUCUCUUUUUUUUGUCUUUUUUUGGCCUUUUUUGGUCUUUCUUGGGUCUUUUUUUGGUCUUUUUGUGUCUUUUUACAUCUUCAUUUGGUCACAAAAUGACCAAAAAAGACAAAAAAUUUACAAAAGGGAUGAGCAGAGUGACCUGAUGAUUAUUUGGCUCUUACUUAGCUAAUUUAUCUUAAGAUUUAAGAGUUAUUUGUUAUUUUAAGCGUUCAACAUGCUUAUUUCUAGAUUUAUGCCCUGCUUAGCCUGCUGCCCCCGCGACCCGGCCCCGGAUAAGCAGAGGAAAAUGGAUGGAAUUUAAAAAAUCUUGUCAAGUUAAAUCAUCUGUCCAUGCAGCAAGAUCAUUUCCCUCAGAUUUACUGUUUGAUCUGGUUUUUAAACACCUUUUUUGCAGUGCAUGACACAUCUUUUGCCAAUAACUAUAAGACUGUGAAUUAAGCAAAUAAUCAUGUUAACAUAAACUCACCUCUUGUAUUCGUAGGAAUAACUCUGUUAAAUCUAGCCUCAAACACAGUGA
Centropristis striata (black sea bass) is the source of this 3673-nucleotide messenger RNA. It is a transcript of the gene mosmoa, whose product is annotated as modulator of smoothened a. Lineage: Eukaryota; Metazoa; Chordata; Actinopteri; Perciformes; Serranidae. The transcript has 3 exons. The record is from RefSeq and is a predicted model, not a curated record. Gene Ontology annotation, cellular component: ciliary membrane; Golgi apparatus. The coding region runs from base 1148 to 1651 and encodes 167 amino acids. Gene Ontology annotation, biological process: negative regulation of smoothened signaling pathway.